Messenger RNA from Didymodactylos carnosus, 2338 nucleotides. NCBI's taxonomy places the organism in Eukaryota, Metazoa, Rotifera, Eurotatoria, Philodinida, Philodinidae. The record is from the annotation of a GenBank genome assembly.
ACAUCAUCGUUUUCUCGACAUAAAAAAUUGAAAACUACAUAUUUAUGAUCACCUCUUCGAGUUCUAGGCAAUAAUGUAUAAAUAAGUCAAAAAUAAAAUACUGCUUCAACUUUGAAUGAGCGCACCUGUGUCUAUAUGAAGAUUUUAUCUAGCUUUACUAGAAGAUCACCAUGGUCUUCAGGAGGGGUACACUAAAUCUAGCUCCAAUUGAGCGCAGUUAGAUGUUUCGAUUGAUCGAGCAUUCAUUGCUGGAUGAGUCGAUCGAUGCAAUGACCACUUUAGCUAGAAAACACUGUAAAAAAUAAAGCGUGUAAACGACACACAAAGUGAACGCCAAGUCGAUUCCCAGUGACCGUCUAGAACGUACGGCGUGGGUGUGUAAAAUUCACCCUAAGAAGUGAUCUUCUGGCUUUACACACUGAGGCCAAUAAUGCAGUCUAGUUGUCUAAACCGUUUGUGCUGGAAAUGUGCCAGAUCCAUCAAUUUGUUGUUCAAAUCUAUCGUAUAGCGAUAUUUUUUUUCGCUCUUUUUCUUCUCUGUUUUUGCUAGAAGUGACAGCAUAUAUACUUUGGAGAAUAGUGAUCAUGAUCGUGAAAUUAUUUUUUCGUUUAAUGUAGUAGUUCGCGGGAAAAAUGGCAAAUAAGAAAUAUUUUUAACACACCUAGCUUCUUACACACUGCGAUUAACCGUCUAGAAAAAGUACACACUUUUUGAUGCUGCGUGAGCAUUUAGACGAUUUACACAUCUAGUAACACACUUUAUUUUUUACAGUGCACCACAUCAAUUGGCAGACAGCGGGAUAAGUGUACUUUUAAUCUAGUUCUAGUAUCGCCCGUUGUUUUAUGAACCAAUAUAAUAUCAAAAAGCUACCAUAAUGAAAGAAAAAGCUUAAAAGAAUGAGAAUAUUACAACGCAUUUUCAACAAGAGAAAGUUAUGGUUUUUACAACAUUUCUGUUCUGUAACCUAGCAUGCAUUUACUCUACUUUGUAGGGUACAAUAGUUCAACGGGCCAUAAUCCUUAAUGUAUUUGGUGUAAUCGUUACAAUUUCAUUGAUGUUGAAUGCAAAAUUUGUUCUUAACCUCAUUGAAAACGAUAAAGAACUGGUUCUUUUGGUUGACGAUUAUUUCAAAGCAUUUUUACUUUUUGUACCAUUGGAGGGGAUCUCGGUUGUGCUACAAAAAUACAUCUGCACAAAUGGAAUCACGUAUCCACUGGUUAUUAUUAAUCUCAUUGGAAAUGCAGUUAAUGCGGUGCUGCACUAUGUGUUUCUUUACGUUUUUCAUUUUGGAGUACGUGCUCCUCCUAUUGCAAUGACUAUAUCUUAUGCUGUAAUAUUACUAACUGAAAUAUUAUAUAUUCGUUUUUCUUCCAUUUACAAAGAUACUUGGCAUCCACUCAGCCGUGAAUGUCUACGCGAAUGGAUCGUAUAUGUUCGUUUGAGUGCUCCAGGUAUUCUCGCAACAAUGAGUGAAUCAUGGGUGUUUGAGUUAGGUGUUUUAUUUGCUGCAAAAUUAGAUUCAGCUAGAUCACUCUCUGCACAAAGUGUCGCGUAUCAGGUUGGCGUAUUUCUAUUUCAAGUUGGUCAAUCAGUGGGUGUUGCUGGUAACGUUCGAAUCGGACAAUAUUUAGGGGCAGGUAAACCAGUUGAAGCCAAAAGUUGUAAAAAUAUCAUCUAUACAUUGGGGGUAUUCAUUGUUGCGUUUGAUAUGGCUUUAAUUUUUUCAACAUCCCGAUGGAUACCAUUGGUGUUCAAUAUUCGAGAACCAGAAGCAUUAGCACUUUCGCGGCACAUUUUGCUUGUUGUCGUUUCUAUGGAAGGUAUGAUAAAAGCAUGUGGAAAACAAGCCAAAGGAGCGGGAAUUGCAUUUUUUGGUUUCUAUGUAAUUGGAAUACCAUUGGCUGCUGUAUUUAUGUUCGUUCUUAAAAUUGAUGUUUUUGGAUUUUGGACUGGCUAUGCAGUUGGCAAAGUAUUUACGAAUGUUACACUGUUUCUUUUUAUCAGACGAUUCAAUUGGCAGAAAAUUGCCGAUGUAGCCAGCGCACAUUUUGCUCCCUCUGAAGAAAAUGCUCUUUAUCACAGCUGGACCAUGCCUGCUGCGAGACGCUCUUCUUUCGUGCCAAUAAGCAAUGUACCACCGAUGAUGACAAAGUCUCUAGAUAAAACUAGCGAACAAACCAAAACGGUGGAAAAAACACUUUUUAAACUAAUUUUAUCUAAAUUACUUAUAGCUUUACCCUUCUUCGCUCUUUUAAUAGCUGCAAUUCUGACAUCGGUACUUAUUCCGAUAAGGAAAUAUGAAAUGAUUGAAAUAUUAGAUAAGUCAAAGUCUGUGUAG